Molecule: messenger RNA, 1919 nt
Organism: Linum tenue
Lineage: Eukaryota; Viridiplantae; Streptophyta; Magnoliopsida; Malpighiales; Linaceae
Source: the annotation of a GenBank genome assembly
CUGCCAUCACCGGGUGUAGAGUCACUUCUAGUUUCCGCGAAACACUGGAUCAUUGCUUAACCUCCGUUCUCUUCUGUCAUUCAUUCUCAUUCCCCUGAUCCAGAUAUCCGACGACUCAGCGAGCGACGGGAACUCAAAUCAGCUGACUUCCAAAUCUGUCUCGGAGCUUCCCGGUUGUCUCCGCCGCGUCGGAGGGAGAGAGCACAUCUGCGCCGUUUUGAUUGGGCUAGAUAGUACGCCGCCGCCGCCUCCGCCGCACCGCUUCUCUGCUGCUGCCACUGUCUGUGUUUAUGUAAAACGGGAGGCGGACGAAAGAUGGGAGUUUCGGAGAAUACGACGGGGCUGAUAUUGGCAGUGGCGUCCAACGCGUUUAUCGGUUCUAGCUUCAUCCUGAAAAAGAAAGGCCUCAAGCGAGCUGGUGCUUCCGGCACUCGUGCAGGAGUUGGAGGUUAUACUUAUUUACUAGAGCCACUAUGGUGGGUUGGCAUGGUUACCAUGAUUCUUGGGGAGGUUGCAAAUUUUGUGGCUUACGUUUAUGCUCCUGCUGUUCUAGUGACUCCCCUUGGGGCACUAAGUAUAAUAAUCAGUGCAAUUUUAGCUCAUUUUAUGCUGAAUGAAAGACUGCCUAGAAUGGGUGUUCUUGGCUGCGUUUCAUGCAUUGUUGGAUCAGUAGUAAUCGUUCUUCAUGCACCUCAAGAGCAACCUUUAAAUUCUGUAGAAGAAGUAUGGAACCUGGCAACUCAGCCAGCUUUUUUGAUAUAUGUAGCUGCUACAAUCUCAACAGUGUUAGCUUUGGUUUUACACUUCGAACCCCGAUUUGGUCAAACAAACAUGUUGGUCUACUUAGGAAUAUGCUCCUUGAUGGGCUCGAUCACUGUUGUCAGCAUCAAGGCAAUUGGAAUAGCUAUUAAACUAACACUAGAUGGGAUAAAUCAGAUUGCUUAUCCUCAGACUUGGUUGUUCCUCACAGUAGCAGCGAUAUGUGUCGUCACACAGUUAAAUUAUUUGAACAAGGCACUAGAUACGUAUAAUGCAGCAGUUGUUUCUCCAGUAUACUAUGUCAUGUUCACAACUCUGACCAUUGUUGCUAGUGCUAUAAUGUUCAAGGACUGGAAAGGUCAAGAUGCCAGCAGCAUAGCAUCUGAGAUAUGCGGGUUUAUCACUGUUCUUACUGGUACUAUUAUACUUCACUCAACGAGAGAUCAAGAACCUCCUCCUUCUCGAGGGACAGUAACAUGGUAUGUCAGAGGGGAUUCUUUCAAGAACCUGGAUGGGGAGCAUUUACUCAACAUUCACGAAUCCGAAGAACGAUAAUACUACUUCUAACCACCAAUCCCCGAUUCGAGCACUAUGAAAUUAUUGGAUGCAACAUUCAAACCACAAUCUUCUGCCGCUAGAUUUUUCUCAUGUGGAAUACCUUGGAUAUGCAAAGCUGUGGAUGAUGUUUCAUCCCCUUUUGAUGAGGAGCUGACUCUGAUCAACUAGGAAUGAUCAGCCUGACUCCGUGACUCGUGCAAUAGCGCAUGUUGGUUCCAGGAAACAAAGGUCGACCUACAUCAGCUUCUCAUCUCGGACCAUAUUGUAGGUACAGUGAUCAUUCUUGUGCAGUAGUUUUGGGCUGGCUGGCUUCUAUUUACCAUUGAGAGUUGUUUUGAUUCCUUUUUUAUUGGUUGCCUCUGUUGUUGUUGGUGUGUAUCAUUUGUAUGUCGACAACAACGAAAGCCGUUCCAAUCUGUAGUUCUAGAGCUCAUUAGUUAGUCUUAGUUGUAUGUUUCCUGAAGCAUAUUUGAAAGGAAUGAAAUUACUUGGGUAACCGCCUUCAUUUGCGUGGAACGCAAGCAACAAAGGUCAAAGGAUAUAUCCCCAAUUGCAUUAUUUAUUCUUGUACCUUUCCAGGAUGUUGUAAAACAUAACGUAGC